This is a messenger RNA of Solea solea (common sole), 6104 nucleotides long. It is a transcript of the gene dlgap4a, whose product is annotated as discs, large (Drosophila) homolog-associated protein 4a. The coding region runs from base 488 to 3841 and encodes 1117 amino acids. The record is from RefSeq and is a predicted model, not a curated record. The transcript is spliced from 12 exons. NCBI's taxonomy places the organism in Eukaryota, Metazoa, Chordata, Actinopteri, Pleuronectiformes, Soleidae. Gene Ontology annotation, cellular component: postsynaptic specialization; glutamatergic synapse. Gene Ontology annotation, biological process: signaling. Gene Ontology annotation, molecular function: molecular adaptor activity.
GUCUCCACGGACCAAACGCCGCCGCCGCCGCUGAUGCUGCAUCACCACCGGCAGCAGCAGCAGCAGCAGCAGGAGCCUCCACACUGCGUUUUCCUGCCGUCAUGGAGCCUCCUGUAAACCGGUGAGCUGCUGUCAGUGGACCGCUGUUCUAUGAGGGGGGGAUAAGAAGCGAGCGAUGACCGCGUCUGGAGGCUGCCAUCAAGAGUAAAGGAUCAUAAAUAUAUAUAUUUCUUAAGCAAUCUUUUUUUAAAGGAGCGUCUUGUUUACCUCCCAGACACAUAAAGAGCCGGUGACAGUGAUUUUAUUAUUACUCGGCCGACAUGUAAGAGCUGGAUAACUAUUCCUGUGUCACCGACACCCGUCAUCAUCAUCAUCAUCAUCAUCUGCUCCUCCUGCUGCUCACAAGAUCAGGAGAAAAUAAGGAUGAACCCUUCAGGUGUAUAAACCCACACUGGAGACAUGUUCUAAGAACGACACCUCAGCCACCAUGAAAGGGUUAGGAGCCAACCGCAGUCGUCACCUGUCUGACACGUGUGAGCCAGGAGGAUGCUCGCAGAAGCCUCUAUGCCCUUUAACCUCAGACCCUCAUGGCACCUUCAUGUUGAGCCCCACCAUAAACCACUAUGGCACUUUAGACCCACAUCUCUACCAGUGUUCUGCCACCAGCCCCACCUCCCUGACUCCUGACUGCCUGCUGCCUUUCAGCCAGAUGUCCAACAGCAGCACCUUUCCUCGUCUGCACUUCACCUCGCAGACAGACCAGGUCGACUGCUCACAGGCCUGUCUGGCUGGUGGUGGAGUCGGGCAAGGCAGCAGGCCCGGUGCGCUCUCCACCUCGUUGUCCAUGGGCAUGGGCUUAGGUCUGGGGCUCACUGGUGCUCCAAUGAUCACCAGUGGAUCAGCCACUAUAUCCUCAGCAGCAGCAGCCAAGAUGAAUCGGUUACCAUCCAACCUUUUGGAUCAGCUGGAGCGGCACCUGCCUCUGCAGCGCGAUGGCUUCAGUACUCUGCAGUUUCACAGAGGACGCAUGUCGAAGCAACGCAGUGAGAGUCCCGGACGCAUACGCCACCUGAUGCAUUCUGUUCAGAAGCUUUUUGCAAAGUCCCAGUCUCUGGAAAACUCUGCAAUGAAAGACAGCUUAAAUGGGCGCUCCGCUGGAGGAAUGACUUGCGGCACAGCGACUUGUGAGGAUAGUGGUAGACCAACACGUAGAAGCAAAAGUAAAGACAGGGCUAAAACUGAGGGGCCAAAGCCGAGGCCUAGGCCCAAUGCACUGGACCUCUGGAGCUCAGAUGAUGCUCUGGAUUCUGACUCUACCAAAGCUGGCACUAUUGCUGUAGGCUACCGCAACCCGCUGACCAUGAUGACUCUUGGCAGAGCGGUGUCAGACAGUCAGGCUCAUCCCAGACACAUCCCACAGGGCUACAAUACCAUCUCUGCACAUUCUCUCAAGACCUCUAAAAGCAGCAGUGACCUCAAGUUCUUAGCGUGCCAGGCGACACAGGUAGGAUCCAAGGUUGCAGACGGAAGAACGAGGGGAAGCAAGGACGAUACACUGGUGAAGAGGGGCUCGUGGUCCACUCUCACCCUCAGCCAGGCCAGGCAAGUGUUGCAGAAGGGCUCUGCUACAGUCAACAAGACCCUGCUCAAAUCAAAGUCAUGUCACCAAGACCUGACACAACAGUUCCUUCAGGUAGGAGGGCCAGUCCCACUGGGUGAGUGGACAGGAACUCUUGGACGCGGUCGGCCCAGGGGAACAGAGAUCCCCUGUCGGAGGAUGCGCAGUGGCAGCUACGUGAAGGCCAUGGGAGACUUAGAAGACAGCGAGGACUCAGAGGGAAGCCCCAAACCGUCCCCUAAAUCCGCAGCUCGUCGGCAGAGCUACCUGAAGGCCACCCAUAGCUCCCUGAGUGAGCAACAGCCUCCACCACCUCCACGCAAGCCUCGUUACUACGCUCUCAUUCGGGAGGAUUAUCUGUGGUCUCCUCUGCAAAGUGCAUGCUCUAUGCAGCAUCUGAGCUCUCUGCCGUCCCUGCCGUCCCUGAAAGAGCUGUCGACUAAUCGAAGCCUUGAUAACUUGGACUGUCUGGUGAGUCCACUGGAGGCCCCUCCACGCCACAGGAACGAUGACUUCAGCCAAUGCUCUGGCACUUUGGGCAGAAGCUUGGGUACUCAGCGUGUGAGUCUGCACACGAUCUUUCAGGUAUGUGGUCAAGGCUGCGGGCACGCCGUCUCGUACUGUGAGGGGGAAUCGCAGGCGGUGGAUGCUCUGGAUCUGCCCGCGCCGACGUGCUUCCGGUCACGCAGCCACAGCUACCUGCGGGCCAUCCAGGCGGGCUGUUCCCAGGACGAAGAUACAGCCUCUGUGGACUCAGACUCACCACCGCCCACCACUGCAGGCUACACCUACAACACCAUCAGCCACGGGAAGGCUCCUCCUCCAGUUCCACCCCGCUCCACCUCCAAGCCACUCAUCUCAGUGACACUGCAGAGCAGCACAGAGUCGGCCCAGGACACAUACCUUGACCAGCACGGCAGUGAGGCCAACAGCCAGUCGGGACGCAGCAAUUCCUCCGACAGUCUCUGCAGCAUCCGCACAAGCAGUCUGGCUAAGGGGAAUCAGCCUCCACCAGCUGCUGUCCCUGCUGCAACACCUGCACCUGCUGCAGGCUCUGUACCUCCUGUUCCGGCUCCUCGUGACCUCCCCCCCACUAUCACUGUCACCACCGCCACUACUUCCACUUCUACCCAACCCCAAAAUGACACCGUGAGCAUUGGUAUCACCCUAGACCCGCCACCUUCUGCACCCAAGAGGAAGCUGUCCUCAAUCGGAAUUCAGGUGGAUUGUAUUCUUCCAACUCCAAGGGAGGAACCACUAUCCCUGGCUACACCCCUUAAGUUUCAGUCAAUCGGAGUUCAAGUGGAGAACGGCAGGCCUCUUAGCCGGAACAGCAGCAUGGCCUCCAGACAAAACACCGAGACUGAACCUCAGGAGCCGCGGGAUGCAGCACCCACAGAAAACAACACAACCAACUGCACCAACAGUCAAACAUUGAAUUCCACUGCGCCCAACGGACAGGACAAAGCCAUGGAACAGCAGCCCCUUAAACACACCUCAAUCCCAUCCAGGAUAUCCACCUCACCCCCGGUGUCUUUGGACCCAGCUUUAGAUCCCUCCUCAUUGCCACCACCAGACCCAAGCCUGGAGACUGGAAACUGCAGCACCCAAGGAGAUGGCGUUCAAACUGGAACACCUGCUUGCCUCCGGGAUGGUAACUGGUUUCUAAAGCUGCUGCAAGCAGAAACAGGCCGCAUGGAAGGCUGGUGUCAACAGAUGGAGCAGGAGACCAAAGACAACAAGCUCUCAGAGGAGGUGUUGGGGAUGAUCCGCAGUGCGGUAGGCAGCGCUCAGCUCCUCAUAUCAAAGAAGUUUGAGCAGUUCAGAGGGCUCUGUAAUGAGAACUUGGACGUGCAUGCCAACCCACAGCCAACAGCACAGGACCUCGCAGGAUUCUGGGAUCUGCUUCAACUCUCAAUAGAAGACAUCAGCAUGAAGUUUGAUGAGCUCUACCAACUGAAAGCCAACAACUGGCAAAUUGUGGAGACAAAGAAGAAGGAGGAAAACAAGCAGCCUCCAUCAUCUGUGCCAAAGAAGCAGUCUAAGCCCAAACUGUCAACGGGGAAGGACAGGAGCAUGGACUCGGCUGUGGACAAGCAGCGACAAGAAGCCCGGAAACGGCUGAUGGCGGCAAAGCGAGCGGCGUCAGUACGACAGAACUCCGCCACAGAAAGCGCUGACAGCAUCGAAAUCUACGUCCCGGAGGCCCAGACCCGCCUCUGAGAGUGAAACAGCACCAGUAAUCGAAAAAAAAAACCUGCCUCCUUUCAAACAUUCACUGACAAAAACACAAAAACAAAACAGGCAUACAUGCGGAUGCACAGGUGCCGAUUCCUCAAAAGCAGUGCAGCUGAAGACAGGAGAAAUAUUGGGGUCACAGGGCAUGGAUACAAUCCUUCCACAAUAAUGCAGAUUAUCACCCUGCUGCCAUGGGACAGAAUUACUAUUGACAGAUGUUUAAUACUAUUGUUAUUAUUGUUAUUAUGGACAUUAUAAUGAUAAUUAUUAUCUCCUAAAGUAUAUCAAGACUGUCUUAAAUGUGCGAGUAUCUUGGAUAAGGACACCUUGUACUUAAUGAGCUGAAGAAUCGUGGUGUCCCAGAAGUUUACUCUCCUUAAAUUCCCGUCACUGCUGAGUCUACCGGCAAGUUUUGACUGCCCGGUAUACGAGCAGAGCUACCAUCCACACACACUCAGGACACACAUGCAGGUGUACUCACUGUCCACAGAGUCUUCCUGUUCUCUGUUUGUAUUAGGCUGCCACUCGUUGGGUGUGGUGUGUACGCUUUACUGUGUAAGAAAAGACAAGGCGGCGUUGAUGCACUCAAGAGGUUUAAAACGCAGAGGAAGGCAGUAGCAUAUAUAUUAUAAAUAUCACACUAAUACAAUGUUCAUUUUGUAAAUGUUGUAUACCAGAUUAUUUGUUAGAAAGAGGUCAGUGUUCAGUACCAAGGUAGUUUUUUAUAGAUCGAGUACAUGUACUGUCAUGAUAUAUUAGCACUUGAUGCAAUCAUUCACUCCACCUCUCUCUCUCUCCCCCCUUCUCUUCUUCUCCUUUUCACAAACACACUCUCCACAGUUUGUGUAUGUGGAUACUCGCUCGUCAAAGUCUUAACUUGAGUCCUUUUUUUUGUGAAGCAAAAGUGAGGACCGACUGUCCAGCCAGUGAGUUACGGAGGAAUGUAUGAAAUGUAUGCAUUUAACAGCUCGCGUCGACUUGAUCACUGCACUUUUCCAUUCACCUCCGAUCAAGUUCGCACACCUUUUUAUUUUUUUUUCUUCUUUUUUGUCUUUUGCCCGAUCAUUCUGACUUUCACUGCAUCCUCACGUGAUGUAGGGGACCAAGACUCACCACUUGAUUUAGCAUUCCCAUUCAACCUGAGACAACAUGUGAUUAUUGGGUGGGGUUUUACCUGCUACUGGAAAAGAAAUGGAACAACAUAGCAAUAAUAUUUGAACAAGCAAUGCUCUAGGUACCGGUUUUAAAUUAUUUAAUUAAACAUUUACAAUAAGACUUUCUUAUCAUGAAGGAUAAUUGUGUGUCUUUUCCGAACUGACUGUCCUUGGCGGGGGGGGGGGGGAAACUCAGGUUGAACUCAUCAGUGAAAACCACUAUGGAUUGAAUAUUUAUUGUAUUAACCUCAAAUGAACUGGGCACAUGCUUAAUAUUACAAUUCCAGGCCUACUCAGUGUUCUGUAAAACGAAAAAGUGAGUUCAAUUUAGGUUUUCUUCAGUGAAGUACAGGCUACGUUUGACUCGCCCUCUUCACUCCCCCUUUUCUAGCAGCUCAAAAUCCCACCCGUGUUUUUGAGAAUGAAGAACUGUGGUACAUUUCUUAUUUAAAUUUUAAUAUUGUGACUUUCAUUGGAAAUAGGUGAUCCUAAACCUUUCUUUUGACUUCUGUAAUUAUGAAAAUUAACGGUGCUGCGAGGGAUUUUCUAUCGUGCCAAAGCGGCGAUGAUCAUCAACAUUUCAGUGUCAUUUUGGGUUUGUUUUGUUUUUUUUAAAUUUUAUUUAAAAGUUAUUAUUUAAUAUGCUCAUGAGUUUCGGCUGUCUGUGUGUGCAUUCUCAGCGAAGUUUGUUUGCGUUUGCAUCGGCUCACUCCGGAUACAUGCCAUUGUGACACUUGGAAUGCUGGACUGGAAUACUUUUUCCAAGUUUCAGUUUUCUCGGGAUUGAAACACAAGUGCCAUGUGUACACAGUGGAGCAAUGCUCAUGCACAAUUCUGGGUUCACUCGCAUCCUUUUGUUUCUGAGUAAGAGCUGGCUCUCCCCCUACUGGUCAGUCCUUGCGCGACCACUCCAGACAUCUCUAUUCUGCUCCAUUUUGAAUUUUUAGUCAACAUCAAACAAAUGAAGUUGCGCUGGGAGUGCUGACACAGUACCAAGUUGUUGAUUUUCUUUUUUUUCUCCUCUUUGUAUUACAUCAACAAUGGACAUGUGCAUUUCAUUGUCCAAAGAAAUCAUUAAACAUCCCUUUGCUACA